GGUACUAGCGAAUCUUCCCUUCGAUGGUUCCUAUUCGGGCUCAUACGUGGACAUACCCCACAGCCAAGUAGUAACCCAAGAUGCCGAUUGAUAUCAACCGUUUGCGCCCUGAGCGUGGCGGCGACCCGGACGCCGUGCGCGCUGACCAGAAGAAGCGCUCGCUGGACGUGGACAUCGUGAACAAGGUGAUCGAGCUGGACGAGCAAUGGCGUAAGAAGCAGGGCGAGGUGGAGACCAUCAGCAUGAAGAUGAACGCUCUGCAGCAAGAGAUUAAGAAGCUCAGCAAGGCCAAGGAGGACUUCAAGGCUCUCAGCGAUGAGCGUAAGGCACUGGCCGCUUCGCUUCCUGAGAAGAAGAAGGAGGCCGACGCCCUCAAGGAGCUCGUGGACAAGGAGCUGCCCAAGAUCGGCAACACCGUGGACCCCACCGUGCCCAUCUCAAACAACGAGGACGACAACGUGGUGGUUAAGACGUGGGGUACGCCCCUCCAGAAGGAUGGACUGCACUUCCACCACGAGGUUCUGCACCGUAUCGACGGCUACGAGCCCGAGCGCGGCGUGCAGGUGGCUGGUCACCGUGCGUACUUCCUCACGGGCUACGGUUUCCUGCUUGAACAGGCGCUCAUGGCCUACGCCACGGCCUUUUUGAUGAAGGCUCAGUACAAGAUGCUCAAGCCCCCUUUCUUCAUGAACAAGGAAGGCAUGGCCGCUGUCGCGCAACUCGACGACUUCGACGAGCAGCUGUACAAGGUCAUUGGCGAGGACGAAAAGUACCUCAUUGCUACGUCUGAGCAGCCCAUUUGCGGCUAUCACAAGGGCGAGUGGCUCACGGAGAGCUCGCUGCCUCUUCGCUACGGUGGCUUCUCCACCUGCUUCCGUAAGGAGGCCGGCUCGCACGGCAAGGACACGUGGGGUAUCUUCCGCGUGCACCAGUUCGACAAGAUGGAGCAGUUCUGCAUCACGGACCCGGAGAGCUCGGCUGCUAUGCACGAGGAGAUGCUGCGUCACGCUGAGGAGUUCUACCAGUCGCUUAACCUGCCCUACCGUGUGGUGAACAUCGUGUCGGGUGAGCUUAACAACGCCGCUGUCAAGAAGUACGACCUGGAGGCGUGGUUCCCUGCCUACAAGGAGUACCGUGAGCUUGUGUCGGCCUCCAACUGCACGGACUUCCAGUCGCGUGCCAUGGAGAUUCGCUGUGGCGUCAAGAAGGAAAAUCAGCGCGAGAAGAAGUACGUGCACAUGCUCAACUCGACGCUCUGCGCUUCCACGCGUACGGUCUGCUGCAUCCUAGAGAACUUCCAGGACGAGAAUGGUGUCAAGGUCCCGGAGGUGCUGGUGCCGUUCAUGGGUGGCGUCACUUACCUGCCUUUCACUCGCGAAGUCAAGGUGAACGUGCAGGCUGCUAAGAUGCAGAAGGCUGCCAAAAAGAAAGGUGGUAAGCAGUAAGCGUAUCCAGGUAUCGUGUAGAUAACGAGUAACCAGACGCGAUCUCGCCAACUGCACAACACGUUGUCAUUGCGCAUGAACUCUUCUCUUCUCGUCUUUUGUGGUUCCUGAGAGCUCUUCAGGUUGUGCAUUUAACAUGUGAGGUUUUCAAUUAGCUGUUUGAUUCUCUAAGCGCUGGUUGUAUUGUUCAGCAGUUGCUGCCAGAUCGAGACACGGCAACGGUAAUUCCAAACACGAAGUACCGAGCCGCCUCCACCAAUAUCCCCAGAGUCACCAAAGGAUCAUCGUGGCCGAACAUCGUCUUUCCUCAAUGAGUACAUCCUGAGUUUGCGAUUGAUUUUUCGUGCAGCCCCAAGGAUAUCCUAAUUCAGAUCGCGUCUUGGUAAUCAGUUCUCGUUAUGGGGGAGUCAAUCUUACAGCCGGUAGACCUACGAUUUAGCUCCUUUCUUGAAGAAAAGCGGCGGAGGAAGUUCUCGCGGGAAUAACAGUUCGUCGUUAAUAACGUCGGCGCGCAUGUUUCGCUGAGAGUUUGGGUCUCGAAUGAGUCUAUGAUGAAUGUGCUGUGGACUCGACGCAUCCUUUCGAGCUGAACUUCUCCUGUAGUAUAAUAUGUGCUCGCCAAUGCCAGGAUUCUUGGUUCUCGUCUUUGCCAAUUUUCCUUUUCCGGCGUCACCACAUUUGUUGCUAGAAUUUCGCAAGUUCAGCGAUACUAUACUCGACUCGUUCGCAUCCUCAACGAGCAUAUCUUCAUCACAUUGGACGCUCGAAUCCUGUUUCUCGACUUCCUUGUCUACUUUCAUGACUUUGUCUUCAGCUGUAUCCGACGCUGUGGCGUGGUUCUCGUUCAACUCAUUUUCGUCUACAUUUUCGGUAGUCGCCGGUUCCGCCGUCGUCUCCUUCUCCAUGAGUAGACUUGGCGGCUG
Molecule: messenger RNA, 2368 nt
Organism: Phytophthora nicotianae INRA-310
Lineage: Eukaryota; Oomycota; Peronosporomycetes; Peronosporales; Peronosporaceae
Product: serine-tRNA ligase
Exons: 1
Coding region: 81-1445 (454 amino acids)
Biological process (GO): seryl-tRNA aminoacylation
Cellular component (GO): cytosol
Molecular function (GO): tRNA binding; ATP binding; serine-tRNA ligase activity
Source: RefSeq, a predicted model, not a curated record